Messenger RNA from Brassica oleracea var. oleracea, 1693 nucleotides. RefSeq lists its product as uncharacterized. The record is from RefSeq and is a predicted model, not a curated record. The coding region runs from base 379 to 1470 and encodes 363 amino acids. The transcript has 9 exons. Lineage: Eukaryota; Viridiplantae; Streptophyta; Magnoliopsida; Brassicales; Brassicaceae.
UCUAUUUUUUUAAAUCUUUGUUUCAUUGUUCUGUUCCUCACCAUCUCAAUCUCCAUCUUCUUCCUUCUCAGUUGAUUUCUUCUUCUUUUUUUUUGGUAAUCCAGAAAGCUAUUCUCUUGUUGUAUUUUCCCACAAAUGUCAAACCUUCCUGGAAUUAUCUAAUUAUCAAACUUCAUUACAAAUGUUAAAUCAUCUGAAUACAUUUCAUAGUGGGUUUUUGCAAGUUUGAGACUUUAUAACUUGUGAUGCUGUAGUUGAUGUGAGUGUGAAACGAUCUACACUGGGUUUAUCUUUGAUUUUCAAAACUAUAAAACAAAGAAACUGACCAAGAUAUUGAGCUAAAGAGUGGAUCAUCAAAGCAGUUUAGGUUCAGCAGUAAUGAAGAGCGAACAGUGCGCACAGAAACUACAAUCUUCAACUCAAGCUUCAUCCCAAGGUGAACAGAAAAUCAACCAAUCAUUAGAUGCUUCUCCUAUACAAGAUGCCGUUUCUGUAUCUGCUCCAAGCAAUGAUACUAGGAAAGUCUCAAGACAAGAUAUUGAACUCGUUCAGAAUUUGAUAGAAAGAUGUCUUCAGUUGUACAUGAACAAAGAUGAGGUGGUGAAGACCCUCUUGACUCGGGCAAGGAUAGAACCUGCAUUUACUAGCUUGGUUUGGCAGAAACUGGAAGAAGGAAACGCAGAGUUUUUCAGGGCUUAUUACAUAAGGUUGAAGCUGAAGAAGCAAAUAGUUAUAUUCAAUCAAUUGCUUGAGCACCAGUACCAUCUCAUGAAGUAUCCUCCUGUACCUCCAAAGAUUCCUCUCGCACCUAUGCCAAACGGAAUGCAUCAUCCCAUGCCACCUGUAGUUGGCAUGCAAAUUGGGUAUCCAGUACUACCACAUCCUCAGAUGCAUGUUCAAGGCCAUCCCCAUAUUACUGCUGCAACGGCUAUGUCAAGCUGCCAUGUUGUUAACGGAGUCCCUGCACCUGCGCAUCUCCAGCCAUUGAGGAUGAACUCAACGAAUGAUAUGGUGGUUGAUGAUACAACGGUGGAAGAUGAAACUCCUCCUCAAGUGGUUCCACCAAGCAGUGGUGAGAUGGCAGUGAGUCCAGCUUCUGUGGCAUCAAGUGGACACUUUCCAUUUGUUGAUUCAGACAUGGUAAUGGAGACUUCAGUGCUUGAUUCCGAGUUCACGGCUGAUGUUGGAGCAGAUGGAGGAGAAGGAGGAGGAGGGGCAGCUGGGAAUUCUAGAGAUGCGUCAUUUGAUCAGAUUCCCUGGGAUUUUAGCCUUUCUGAUCUCACUGCAGAUCUGUCAAACUUGGGAGAUGUGUAUGUUGGAGAUUUAGAAGCGUUAGGAGACUAUACAGGCUCACCGUUUCUUCCAUCUGACUCAGAGAUUUUGCUGGAUUCUACUGACCAAGAGGACAUAGAGGAGUUCUUUGCGGAUUCUAUGCCUGGACCUCCUAGUUUAAACGAAGAGAAGCCUUGAAGAGAGGCAACAAGCAUUGUUUUUUAUUUUGAAUAACAAAUAUAUAACUACUAUUGUUAUAUAUAUCAGAGUACUAAUGAAUAAGAGAAGGUUAGAAUGAACAAAAGCAGUUGUUACUUGAUAGUGUCUUCUUGUAAUCCUGUUAUUACUUUCUACAAGGACUAAGUUUAAACUUGCAAACUGCUUCUUCAGCAUUUUUUAUUUAUUUAUUAGUCUCGGUUCC